GGGACCUGUACGGUGUCCAGACGCCAGAACACCAUCCAGGAGCUUUUGCAAAACUGUUCGGAUUGCCUGAUGCGAGCUGAGCUCAUAGUACAACCCGAAUUGAAAUAUGGGGAUGGUGUCCAGAUUAGAGGGAACAGGGAUCUGGAAGAGUGUUUUGCACAGGCAAAUGACCAAAUGGAUAUCCUGGAUGGGCUGAUAAGAGAGCUGAGGCAGAUGGGCCAACCCUGUGAGAUGUAUCAGAAAAGGCUGCUUCAACUUCAGGAGCAGAUGCGUGCCCUGUACAAAGCCAUCAGUGUUCCCCGUGCCAGGAGGGCCAGCUCCAAAGGUGGUGGUUGCUAUUCCUCUCAGAGUGGCUCAGGCUGGGAUGAGUACACGAAACGUGUCACAAGCGAAUGUUUAAACUGGAUGAGGCAGCAGAAGGCUGAAAUGGAGCUAGUGAAAUGGGGUUUUGAUGCAGCAUCUAUUGAGCAACAAAUUGGUGAUCACAGGAGAACUCACAAUGCCAUUGGAGACUAUCGCUGGCACCUGGACAAAGUCAAAACAGAUCUGCGGGAGAAGGCUGCGGUUCAUCAGCUGGAGGAAGAAUAUGAAGGACUGCUGAAAUACUCCUUUGAGAGAAUGGAUCAGCUCCGUCAAUUCCAGAACCUCAUCCAAGCCACCAGCAGAGAGAUCAUGUGGAUCAAUGACUGUGAGGAAGAGGAGCUUCUCUAUGACUGGAGUGACAGGAAUACUGACAUUGCCAGGAAGCAGGAGGCCUUCUCUAAACGCAUGAGCGAACUGGAGCUUAAAGAAAAGGAACUCAACAAGCUAAAGCAAGAAAGUGACCAGCUAGUGCUCAACCAGCACCCUGCUUCAGACAAAAUCGAGGCCUACAUGGACACAUUACAAACUCAGUGGAGCUGGAUUCUUCAGAUCACCAAAUGCAUUGAUGUUCAUCUGAAAGAGAAUGCGGCUUACUUUCAGUUCUUUGAAGAGGCCCAAGCCACAGAGUGCUACCUGAAAAACUUACAAGACUCCAUCCGAAAGAAGUUCAUCUGUGAUAAGAGCAUGUCACUGCAGUCUUUGCUGGAGCAGAUCAAAGAGCUGGAGAAUGAACGAGAGAGAAUUCUUGAAUACAAGAGGCAAGUGCAGAGUUUGGUGAAUAAAUCCAAGAAGAUUGUGCAGCUGAAGCCACGUAACCCAGACUACCGGAGUAACAAGCCUAUUAUCCUCAAGGCUCUGUGUGACUACAAACAGGAUCUGAAAACGGUGCGCAAAGGAGAUGAAUGUAUCCUAAAGGACAAUAACGAGCGCAGCAAGUGGCUGGUGACUGGUCCUGGAGGAGUAGACAUGCUGGUGCCAUCUGUUAGUCUUAUCAUACCACCCCCCAACCCGUUAGCAGUGGAUCUUGCUACCAAAAUUGAGCAGUACUAUGAAGCUAUUUUAGCUUUGUGGAAUCAGCUGUAUAUCAACAUGAAGAGCCUGGUAUCUUGGCAUUAUUGCAUGAUCGACAUUGAGAAAAUCAGAGCGAUGACUAUUGCCAAGCUGAAAACAAUGCGUAAGGAAGAUUACCAGAAAAUAAUAACUGAUCUGGAAAUCCAUUACCAAGAAUUCCUCAGGAACAGCCAAGGCUCAGAGAUGUUUGGCGAUGAAGACAAACGGAAGAUCCAGACUCAGUUCACCGAUGCUCAGAAGCACUACCAAACCUUGAUUAUACAACUGCCCAAUCAACCACGGCAGCCGCAAAUAGUGGUCCCAACUGAGACCUGUCCUACUGGUUCCUCUAACACCGUUAUCGUUAAUGAGAGAAACCGAGAAUACGAUAAGCAGGAGGCCUGGCUGCUGAUGGAGCUUCAGAAACUUCGGCGUCAGAUUGAAGCUUCUGAGAUUCAGAUGGUUCAGAGAGCUCCUCUUGGAGUGGAUCAAGGGGCUAUGCAUGACUUUUCGGUCAGAAUAAAGGAUUUAGAGGGUGUGCAGAAUGACUCUCAAAUAAUGGCUGAAACCCUCAAUAAGCAUAAGGACUUGCUGCCUAACUUCAGAGGCUGCGAGAAGUAUGUGUACUUGCAGUCGGAAAUAAAUGCCCUGUUUCAAAAACUGGAAAAUAUUAAUGGUGUUUCCGCUGGCUACUUGGACAGCUUGAAUGCACUGAGGUGUCUGCUACAGAUUAUUCUACAAACAGAAGAUGUGAUCAGAGUUUUUGAAGUCAGACUGUCUGAAGAGGAGACUGUUCCUUUGGAUCUUGAUAAAGUGGAGGCUUAUCGGGCUUGUCUGAAGAAAAUGAAAGCAGACCUAAAUAUGAAGAAGUCACUACUGAGUGCCCUGGAAAAUGAGCUGCAGAAAACACUUCAGAUUCAUUCACAGUCUUGCCAGUCAUAUACCCUGUAUGACAUGGACAUUGGAAAGUUCUGUGACAAAGUUACCCAGCUAAUAGACCGCUGGCAGAGAGCUGAUAAGCAGAUAGAUAACAGAUCGUGGGAUUUAGAGAGACAGAUCAAACAGCUGAAAACUUACCGAGAUCUCUACCAGGCCCUGUGCAAAUGGAUCUGUGAUGCCAAGCGCAGGCAGGAUGCUAUUGAGUCCAUGAAGCUGUGUGAUUGCAACGCUAUCAUGAGAUAUCUACAUGAUCAGAAGAACUUGCACAGUGAAAUCUGUGGGAAGCGAGACAAAGUUGAGGAGCUUCUCAAACAUGCAGAUCAGUGCUCGGCUGCAAUUAAGGAUUAUGAACUACAGGUUGCUUCCUACAGUUCCGGAUUAGAAACAUUGCUCAACAUACCUAUCAAGAAGAGCGUGGUUCAGUCUCCGGCAGUGCUGAUUCUACAAGAGGCUAGCGAGGCUCAGUCUCGCUACAUAGAGCUUCUUACAAGAUCAGGAGAUUAUUACAGAUUCUUAAGUGAAAUGUUAAAGAGCAUGGAGGACUUGAAGAUGAAAAACACCAAAAUUGAACUUCUGGAAGAGGAGCUCAGGCUUGCCAGGGAUUCAAAUUCAGAGACAAGCAACAAACAUAAAUUCCUGGAGCAAAAUCUGCAGAAGUACCAGAUGGACAUUUCUCAGCUCAAGGCAAAGCUGAUGAGUUUGGAAGAGAUGAAAAGACAAGCUGAAAUGGAUGGAAAUUCUGCUAAGCAAAACCUGGACAAAUGCUAUGCCCAAAUAAAGGAUCUAAAUGACAGAAUAACCAGGCUGACUUAUGAGACUGAAGAUGAGAAAAGGAAAAGGAAGUUGCUGGAGGAUAGAUAUGAGCAGCAGAAGAAUGACUAUGACCAGCUGCAGAAAACAAGACAAAACGAGAAAGACAGCCUUGGUUGGCAAAAGUUAGAGUCUGAGAAGGUCAUCAAGGAGAAGGAGUACGAGAUAGAAAGAUUGAGGGUUCUUCUUCAGGACGAAGGCACACGGAAGAGGGAAUUUGAAAAUGAGCUGGCUAAGGUAAGAAACCAGUUUAGCGAGGAGAUGAGUAAUUUAAAGAACAAGUAUGAAACAGAAAUUAAUAUUAAGAAGACCACAAUCCAGCAGAUAGCUGCACAGAAAGACGAUGAUGCCAAAGGCCUCAGAGCCCAGGUUGACAGACUGACGAGAGAAAACAGAGACCUGAAGGAUGAGAUUGUGAGGCUGAACGAUGCCAUUCUGCAAACCACAGAUCAACGGAGGAGGGCAGAAGAAGAUGCUCUUCAGCAGAAGGCUUGCAGUUCUGAGGUGUCACAGCAGAAGCAUCAGUUAGAGCUGGAGCUGAAACAAAUCAUUCAGCUUCGUGGUGAAGACAACUCAAGAUACAAGCAGGCUCUUGAGGAGGCUGCCUCAACUAUUCAGGAUAAAACUAAGGAGCUGGAAAGGCUAAAGAUUCAGCUUCAGGAAGAGGCUAAAAGCCGAUGGGAACUUGAAAAUGAAUUGGCUAAGGUAAGGAACAGUUAUGAUGAGGAAAUUAUUAGUUUAAAGAACAAAUAUGAAACUGAGAUUAAUAUCACAAAGACCACAAUUCACCAGGUCACCAUGCAAAAGGAAGAGGACACAAAUAAUUAUAGAACGCAGCUUGAUAAUGCCAUGAGAGAAAAUAGGAAUUUGUGUGAGGAAAUUAGGAGACUGAAGAAUACAAUAAGUCAGACAACAGAUAAUCUACGGAAAAUAGAAGAGAAUGCUCAGCAGCAGAAGGCAGCUGGCUCAGAGCUUUCGCAGAAGAAACAGCAGCUGGAGAUCGAGCUAAAGCAAGUUAUUCAGAGGCACUCUGAUGAAAGCAUGCGGUACAAACAGUCACUCGAUGAUGCUUCUAAGACCAUUAAGGAAAGAAACAAAGAGAUCGAAAGGCUGAGAAAGAUGUUGGAUGUAGAAACAAGUCAGAGAAAAGAGCUAGAGGAUGAGAACAGUCAGUUAAAAAGAGUCCAGUUCGACCUGCAGAAAGCAAACACGAGUGCUACUGAGACAAUUAACAAGCUGAGGAUCCAAGAGCAGGAACUGGCCAGACUGAAAAUUGACUUUGAAAGAGUUUCACAAGAGAAAAAGGGCAGGGAUCAAGAAAGUGCCAAGUUCCAGAGCACUGUAAAAGACUUGCAGAUCCAGAAACAUAAGCUGGAGGAGGAGCUUUGCAGGCAGAAUAAAAAUGUAAUGGAGGAGGCGUCCAGGAGGAAGAAACUGGAGGAGGAAAUAGAAGGCAUGAGGAGAUCUCUGAGAGAGCAAUCGGUUAAAAUAACUAAUCUCACACAGCAGAUAGAGGAAGUGUCUAUUGUAAAGAAGAGGAAUGAAGAUGACCUUAGGCACCAAAGAGAAGUAUUAGAUGGUCAUGUGAGAGAGAAGCAGAGAUACAUGGAGGAGAUAAGAAAAUACACAUCUGAUAUUGAGACUUUACGCCGUCAGUUGGUCCAAGAACAGGAGCAAUUAAAACAGGCUCACCUGCGAUACGAGCACUUACAGAAAAGCUCUGAGGAAAAAAGCAAAAACUUGAAUGAGUGCAAAAUAGAAAUCGAAAGGCUUCAGUCUCUCACCGAGAACCUAACCAAGGAACACUUGUUACUGGAGGAAGAGCUGCGAAAUGCUAGAUUGGAGUACGAUGACCUCAGAAUGGUCAGAAGUGAAGUUGAUGAGAAAAAUACUGCCAUUGCUGAACUAAAGAAUCAGCUUCAGACGAGCAGCAAGCAAACCCUGGAACUUCAGGGGUUGAUUAAUGAUUUACAGAAAGAAAGGGAAAAAUUGAGACAGGAAAUUGAAAAAUUCCAAAAGCAAGCUAUAGAGGCAUCCAAUAGGAUUCAAGAGUCCAAAAAUCAGUACAGUCACAUUAUGCAAGAAAGAGAAACCUUGCUGAUAAAAAUGAGUGCUCUGGAGCAAGAUAAAGCCAGGCUGCAGAGAUUGGAAGAGGAACUGAACCGUUUGAAAGUUACCCUGGAAUCAGAGUCUCGUUUGAAGCAACGCCUGGAAAGCGAGAAGCAACAGAUCCUGAAUGACCUUAAUCAGUGGAAGAGCCAGCACUCUCGGACGGAGGAAUCCAUAAGGAAGAUCCAGUGUGAGAGAGAGAAGAGUGAGAGGGAGAAGAACGCCCUGAGGAGUGAGAUUGAAAGGCUGCAGAUGGAGAUCAAACGGAUCGAAGAGAGAUACCGGUGCAGACUGGAAGAGACCGCUGUCAAAAACCAGUCAGAGUUAGAGUCUGAGCGUCUCAGGCUGCAAAGAGAGAUUGAGAAGCUCAAGCAACGCCCAUAUGGGUCCCACAGAUCUACGCAGACUGAGGAAGACUUUUGUAUUGAUGCCUCCAAGUUGCUGUUCAGUGGGCUGCGGAAGAAGAUUACAGCAAUGCAGCUGUAUGAGUGUCAGCUGAUAGACAAACUCACACUGGAUAAACUGCUGAAGGGGCAGAGGUCAGUGGAAGAAGUCGCGGCUGACAUUGAACCCUACCUCAAAGGGGCAGGCGCUAUUGCAGGGGUGUCCCUUUCGCCCAGGCAGAAGUACUCUUUUGUUGAGGCCAAACGGAAUCAGCUGCUUACAGCAGAAAACGCAGUCCUGCUCUUAGAAGCCCAGGCAGCAACAGGAGGCGUGAUAGACCCACACCGAAAUGAGGUGUUAACCGUGGACAGUGCUAUCGCCAGGGAUCUGAUCGACUUUGAUGACAGAGAACAAAUCUAUACAGCAGAAAAGGCGAUUACAGGAUUUAAAGAUCCCUUCUCGGGCAAAACUGUGCCAGUAUCUGAAGCCAUCAAGAAAAACUUGGUUGAGAGAGAAACUGGGAUUCGUCUGCUUGAGGCCCAGCUGGCUGUAGGAGGGAUUGUUGAUCCUGUCAACAGUGUUUUCCUACCCAAAGAUAUAGCUUUAUCUCGUGGCUUGAUUGACAAAGACCUGUACAGGAUCCUAAACAACUGCCAAGGCACUACGAAGAACUUCAUUGAUCCCACCACCAAAAAGGCAGUUACUUACAUGCAGCUGAAGGAAAAAUGUAGGAUUGAAUCACAUACUGGUCUUCUCCUCCUCCCGGUGCAGAAGAGGAGUAUGUCAUUCCAAGGGAUCAGGCAGCCCGUCUCAGCAGAUGCACUGCUCGAGGCUGGAAUUAUUAAGGAAUCAACAAGGAACGACUUGGAAAGAGGUGCAAUUACAGUGGAAGAAGUGAGUGAGAGAAUUAUUGAUUUCCUUCAAGGCUCUAGCUGCAUUGCGGGUAUCUACAAUGAGACCACUAAAGAGAAACUUGGCAUUUACCAGGCUAUGAAAAUAGGUUUGGUUAGACCGGGGACAGCCCUUGAGCUCCUAGAAGCCCAGGCAGCCACAGGGUUCAUAGUGGAUCCUGUCAGCAAUGUGAGGCUGCCCGUUGAGGAAGCUUACAAAAGAGGCCUUGUUGGAAUUGAAUUUAAGGAGAAACUUCUCUCUGCUGAAAGAGCCGUCACUGGGUACAAAGACCCAGAAACUGGAAACAUCAUUUCUCUGUUUCAGGCAAUGAACAAAGAGCUCAUAGAGAGGGGCCAUGGCAUUCGUUUGCUGGAGGCCCAGAUUGCUACUGGAGGAAUCAUUGACCCCAAAGAGAGCUACCGCUUGCCUGUCGAGACAGCCUACAAGCGUGGCUACUUCAACGAAGAGCUCAACCAGAUUCUUAGUGAUCCCAGUGAUGACACCAAAGGGUUCUUUGAUCCCAACACAGAGGAGAACUUGACCUACUUGCAGUUGAAAGAAAGAUGCAUAAAGGAUGACGCAACAGGGCUCUGCCUUUUGCCCCUGAGAGAGAAGAAGAAAGUGGUGCACACCUCGCAGAAGAACACCCUUAGGAAGCGCCGGGUUGUCAUUGUAGAUCCAGAAACGAACAGGGAAAUGUCCGUGCAGGAGGCAUACAGCAAAGGCCUCAUAGAUUACGACACCUAUACAGAACUAGCUGAACAGGAGUGUGAGUGGGAAGAAAUAACUAUUACAGGAUCAGAUGGUAGCAGUAGAGUAGUCCUUGUCGACAGAAAAACAGGUAGCCAGUAUGACAUCCAAGACGCUAUCGAUAAAGGUCUGGUUGAGAGGAAGUUUUUUGACCAGUACCGUUCUGGCAGUUUAAGCCUGACGCAGUUUGCAGACAUGAUUUCCUGCCGUAACGGCACCGAUGAGGUGUUUCGGCACGAGUCGGUGACUCGGUCUCCCACAGUACUGAGUGUCAGGAGUUCUUCUUCACUGAUCAGAAGCGGUUCUUUCUCAGAGAUCCCAGAAGAGUGUAGUCCUAUUGCAGCCAUAUUUGACACAGAAAACUUGGAGAAAAUCUCCAUUUCAGAAGCGAUACAGCGAGGCAUUGUGGAUAGCAUCACCGGGCAACGGUUGCUUGAAGCCCAGGCCUGCACAGGGGGCAUAAUAUGCCCUACCACAGGCCAGAGGCUUUCACUUCAGGAAGCCUCCAGUCAAGGCAUCAUUGAUCAGGAUAUGGCCACGCGUCUCAAACCAGCCCAGAAGGCCUUCAUAGGGUUUGAAGGCAUAAAGGGUGGACGCAAGAGGAUGUCAGCAGCUGAGGCAGUGAAGGAAAAGUGGUUGCCUUACGAGGCUGGGCAGCGGUUCCUUGAAUUCCAGUACCUCACUGGAGGUCUCGUGGACCCAGAAGUGCGUGGAAGAAUAAGUACUGAAGAAGCCAUUAGGAAUGGAUUGAUUGAUGGUCGUGCUGCCCAGAAAUUGCAAGACACGAACAGCUAUCCCAAAAUUCUGACCUGCCCCAAGACCAAACUGAAAAUAUCCUACAAAGAUGCCAUGAAUCGGUCAAUGGUGGAAGACAUCACCGGGCUUAAACUCUUGGAAGCAGCCUCUGUUUCAUCUAAAGGCAUAUCCAGUCCCUAUAAUGUCUCCUCAGCACCCGGCUCUCGCUCUGGCUCUCGCUCUGGCUCACGUUCAGGCUCACGCAGUGGGUCUAGGAGGGGAAGUUUUGAUGCAUCAGCAAGCUCUUCGUAUUCUUAUUCUUACUCGACCUUCAGCAGUGGGUCUAUUGGGCGCUAAUAACAAAUGAGGGAAUGUGUCUGCAUUUUAAUAUUGUUUAGAUUAUUCUAUAUCCCCUUU
This is a messenger RNA of Tauraco erythrolophus (red-crested turaco), 8448 nucleotides long. Lineage: Eukaryota; Metazoa; Chordata; Aves; Musophagiformes; Musophagidae. The record is from RefSeq and is a predicted model, not a curated record.